GUUACUCUUAAUGAAUACGACACAAUAUACUAGUUCAUUCAAAAAUUAUAAUAGUAUAUCUCGCACAGUAUCAUUUUCUAGUAGUUGCCAUUCAACUGAUCAAGAUGAUAAUGACAAUGAACAAACACCAUUAUUACGUUCAAGGUCAGGACAUUCUAAUAGCGUAACUGAGGAAACCCAGGAAGAGGAUUGGAAACAAGAAAAUGAUUCAUUGUCAUCAUAUGGAUACUUUUGGACCUACCUAUUAGAACAACAAUCGUUGUCUGUCUAUCUAGACAACAAAGGUAGUGUGGCUCGUGAUCAUCUAGCAAAUGAAAGAACUUAUCUUGCAUGGCUUCGUACAAGCUUAUCAUUGAUUUCUGUUGGUGUUGGACUGACACAAUUAUUUCGAUUGGAUAAAACACCAUCAACGCAUUAUCCAAAAGACGAAUUCGAAGCAUUAUUGAAAUCUGGACGAUUGGUGGGAUUGAUGUUUAUUUUACUUGGGAUCUUUUUUGUAUUAUUUGCCGUAUCUAGAUUCUUCCAUUCACAACAAGCUAUGAUCAAAGGUUACUUUCCGGCUAGUCGAGGGAUUGUCCUAUUAUCUUCCUGUUUGGUUGCAAUAGCUGUUAUUAUUUUGUUUAUUAUUAUCAUUCAAUAGAUCAUAUUUUCAUUCUUAUUACACUUUUAUAUAUUCCCCAUCUACACUAUUUUUUUUUUUUUAGUACAUGAUUCCUUCUUUUUUUUUUUUUUACUUUUACUUUGAACAUCUCUUUCC
Molecule: messenger RNA, 757 nt
Organism: Halteromyces radiatus
Lineage: Eukaryota; Fungi; Mucoromycota; Mucoromycetes; Mucorales; Cunninghamellaceae
Exons: 3
Coding region: 11-640 (209 amino acids)
Source: RefSeq, a predicted model, not a curated record